This is a messenger RNA of Rotaria sordida, 1332 nucleotides long. The record is from the annotation of a GenBank genome assembly. Lineage: Eukaryota; Metazoa; Rotifera; Eurotatoria; Philodinida; Philodinidae.
AUGCAAGUUGAUACAAUAUUAAAUUUUUUCGAUUGUCAUCAUAAGUUUAUAUGUCCUUAUAAAACAUCGAAACUUACUGGCAUGACAAAAAAGAAAGACAUCGAAGAUUUUAUCUUAAAAAAUUAUGAAUGUUUUAAGUCUCCAAUUGAUAUUCGGAUUCUUGAUCAACAUGCUGGCGAUGUCACUUUGGAUGAUAAUUAUAUAGACGACUACAAACCUUUCAUUCCAAAUGCAACCGUGACAACUAGUGCUGAACCAACCAAUUCAGCAAAAACAACAUUAACAUUGCAAAUUAUUUUAUUACAUUAUGCUUCUAAUUCAACUAUCGAACAAGAACCUGUGAAUAUUGUAGCAGGUACCCCGCAAAAUGAAGAUACUCAACAAAUUGAUCAGGUUGUGUCAACUUCAACAUCACAAACACAUUGUAUUGUUUCUUUCCAUAACGCUUCAAAAAUGGCUUUUAUUGAUGGUUUCAAUGUCAACAAUGAACAAAGAGAUCAAUACAUUUCUGAUGCAAUAAAUGUGGAUACAGGAGCUACCGUUGGUAGCCUUAGUAUGAUUCAAGCUCCAAAAACUUCAAAACAAAAAUAUGGAUGUAGAUUGCCUCGAUUUCGAAUUGGAGAUGAUGAACUUAAAAACGGCAAUAAUCACGUCUUGACUUUGCUUGUUUACAUUGUAUUGGAUGUAUAUCAAUCUGGAAAACACUGGCUCUGUUAUCAUCCAGGACGAGCUUUUGUCGAAAAAGAUAAUCUAAGACAAUUGUUGAAAUGGUAUAAAAUACCUAUUGAAACUAAGAAAUGGACGAGCGACAAAGGGGAGGAACUUAAAUUAAUAAUUGUUGCAAUUAAAGAAGCAAAAAACCACUCUAGUGCACCUCUAAAUAUUUUAUGUGAAUUCGCAGAUACAGAUGUUAAUGAAAGAAAUUUAUUACAUUAUAGAAAAUCUCGUCUAGCUCUUGUUCUUCAAAAAGAUGGUGUUACUCAAUGGAAAACUUUAGUUCUAUCCAAUGAAAUAUUUUUCACAAAUAGUACAUCUCAAACAAUAUUAAAUGCUUCACCAUCCAGUUUACAACUUCUUGUAGAUUCAUCUCAAAUCAACAGCUCACUUGGAAACUCAAAUAAUAUGCAUAAUAAUCAUCUUAAUGAUUUAAAUGUUCUUGAUCAAAUGGAUGCGAACAGCAUCAUACUAAAUAUUGAUCCUUCACUCUAUGAUGCUGCUAGUUCUUUGUUCGCUGAUAUUGCUGGUUAUGAUACUAACUGUCCGGUCUGUGGUACUCCUGGUUAUGAUAUUAUUUGUUCGCGCUGUGGUUCGUCUCAAGACGAUGCUCAUUGA